GUGUUGUUGGCCGUGUUAGUAUCGGGUAGUUCACUUAUCUACUGUCAGAAAUUAUUGCAACAAUGACACCGUUGUUUUGACAAAUAGCGUCGGUUCGAAACCCGGCUGACUGUGAUUCUGUGAGUGUGUGCGAGUGCAUGACAGCCUUAGGAUUGUUACAUUUAAGACAUAGCGCGUCUUGGAUCACCGUCAGCUGCGUCCGUCGCAAACCAAUUGCUAUGCCGACCAACACCAACCCAUCGUUGUGUCCCAGCAGCAGCAACUGAAGAAAAUUUCCGUUUUCUUUGCGUUGUUUUCCUCCAAUAAAUCGUUCGUUUUUCGCGUGUGAAAGUGGUGCAAAAAAACUGUUGUAACCCAUGAUUAUGGAGAUGACGAACGAGUCUGCGGCGGUCGGCCGGUGGUACGAAUCGCCCAGGACUGGAACUUCGGCGAGUCCUGGUCAAGGGACUCUCGAAAGUGGUAAUUCGGACAUAAAUACUAGUGUUGCCGAACAUAUGGGCGCGUUUUUCCUCGACCCAUCGGGCACGCAAAGGGCCGCGAGGUACUACCAUCAGAGCAUGCAUUCGCCCUACGGGACGGUCGCCAGCCACGUUUCAGCGUCUCGGAUGUCUUCGGGUCAAGUGUGCCGGUCACACUUCCACGCGCCCCUCCACCCUUGGCUAUCGGACGGCACGAAGCCCCUCGGCCACUCGGGUUGGGUGCCGUUCGGUGGCGGCGAUCCGGACAAAUCGCAGUCGCCGAGUUCCGCCCCCGGCCAGCCGCACAACAUCUUCUCGUUCCCCCCGACGCCGCCAAAGGACAGCACGCCGGACAGCGUGGCGCCGACGGCGGGCGCCGAGUACGUGGCGGCGGCGAUGGGCGCCUUCAUGCACGGGGGCGGCGGCGGCGGCGACAACCCCCAGAGCUGCGCCCUCGACGUCAAGCCGACGGCCGUCGGAGCGAACGCCAACAGCAAACAGCGCGAAGGUAGUGACUAUGAAGGGGGCACUGCCGGCAUGUUUAAUGGUAACUUUGAAAGCUCGUACGGGUCUGCGUAUGGCCACGGUAUUCACGGGGCCGCGUACUCGCCCCAGAACAAGCAGCAUCUGGGGGCUGCCGGACAGGGCGCGCAAUCGCCUAACAAACCACGCAACAAGUCGAGAACCAGCGCCGAGGGUAGGGAGUGCGUGAAUUGUGGUGCAACGAGCACGCCACUGUGGCGACGUGACGGCACAGGCCACUACCUCUGCAAUGCGUGUGGAUUGUACUACAAGAUGAAUGGACAAAAUAGGCCACUCAUCAAACCCAAAAGAAGACUGAGUUUACAAAGCGCUGCCAGAAGGGCCGGGACCAGUUGUGCUAACUGCAAGACAACCACCACAACACUCUGGAGACGCAACCAAAACGGAGAGCCAGUUUGCAACGCCUGUGGACUGUACUACAAACUGCACAACGUGAACCGACCAUUAACGAUGAAGAAAGAGGGCAUCCAGACGAGGAAUCGAAAACUAUCGUCGAAAAGCAAAAAGAAGAAAAGUGGUGGUUCCUGUCUAUCACUCGGCGGAAUGAUGGGUGAUAUGAUGAAGCCGUUGGACAGCAGCAAGGGCGGUUUCGGCGGCGGCGGUUUUGGGGGCGGCAUGGGCGGCGGACACCCGCAUUUGAACGCCGCACUCCAUCCCCAUCAUGCCAUGAGCCAUUGGUACCAGCACAGUACGCACCCGCAGGGCUUCGUCUCGGGCCCGCCGCCCCCUGCGCCGCCUCCCACCGCCUCCUACCACCACCACAUGAGCUCGCUGAGCGCAGCAGGGCUGGGGCUAGCAUCGAAUGGAAUGACUAGUUGGCGGUCGGAAUACACGUGAUAAAAUGGAGUAACCUGAAAAACAAGGAAUUUAAUGUAAGAAUUGUAGAUAUUAACGUUAAGGAUUUAAUUAAUUGAACGUGAUCAUGAGAAAAACUGGUCAUCUGUCAUUAUGUACAUUUUAUUUAGUUUCUUUUUGUAAAUUGGGUGAUUUCAUGACCAGUUUGUAUGUAUAAUUAAGUACAAAGAUGCAAACGUUUGUAAUGUAUUGUAUAUAGAUGUUAGUUUGUUUUAAGGCAUUUUUAAUACAAGUGAUGUACAUAGAAGAAGGAAAAUUUUAAAGACAUGUGCAAUCUUCACGUUAUUAUAAAGUAUUUAUGUGUGGACGAGAGAUAUAUGUUGGUCCGAAGGUCGCACUCGGACCGAUUAUACAGACUGCAAAUAUGUAAAUAUGGAGAAAUAUAACAUUUUAUGAGUUGUAUGAAAGCCGACCAAUUUUAUUAUAAUUAACAGUUUUUAAAUUAUUAUUCAUGUGCGCAAGCAUUUUUAUUGAAAAAAUCUAGUUUAAAACACCGCGCCCUGUAUAGGAUCAGGACGCGCUAUAUUCAAACACAUUAUAUUUACUGAUUUCAUUCACAGUACAAAUUCGUAUUAAGUUUUUACAUUUUUUAAAAUACUGAUCCAAUUCAGGGUGCACCAAAGCCAUGUUACAAUACGGCGUUUUGAAACGCUGUGUUGAUUUUUGAAUCGAUUUUUCGAUUUGUAAUUAAGUGAAAUAGCAUAAUUAAAUUUUCAAAAAAAAUGUAAAUAAAAUUCGAUGUAUGUAUAUGCUCUUUGUGUGAUAUAUAAAAUAUUCAAACCAUAAA
Tribolium castaneum (red flour beetle) is the source of this 2643-nucleotide messenger RNA. It is a transcript of the gene grn, whose product is annotated as grain. The record is from RefSeq and is marked inferred. Gene Ontology annotation, molecular function: DNA-binding transcription factor activity, RNA polymerase II-specific; RNA polymerase II cis-regulatory region sequence-specific DNA binding; zinc ion binding. Gene Ontology annotation, biological process: negative regulation of transcription by RNA polymerase II; positive regulation of transcription by RNA polymerase II; cell fate commitment. Gene Ontology annotation, cellular component: nucleus. NCBI's taxonomy places the organism in Eukaryota, Metazoa, Arthropoda, Insecta, Coleoptera, Tenebrionidae.